AUGAGCGGGCUGGGGCCGCAGCGGGACCUGGAGGAGGCCGCCGCCCUGGAGCGCCGGCGGCGGCGGGAGCUGCUGCGGCGGGACCGCAUCUUCAACGCACGGAUCCGCACCAUAGGGAUUGAUAAAGAUGCAUUGGAUGCACAGGUCAAGGAGAGGAAAAUUCAAGAAGCAGCUGAAAAAGCAGAACAUGAAAGAUUUGCUCAUUAUAUGAAGAAAAACGACAAGCUCUUGUGUCUGUUGGAAGAACGACAGAAAAACGAAACCAAAGACUUGAACAGGGCUCUCGUUGAAUUUCAGAAGAAUUUUCAGAAACCGGAAACAAGACGUGAAUUUGACCUGAAUGAUCCACAAGCCCUAAAGAAAGACAGACCUGCUCGAGUUUCAGACGAUGAUCCUCGGUGUACUAUAUCUGGCAUGCAGAAGUUUAUGGGUGAAGACUUAAACUAUGAUCAGAGGAUGAAGUUUCAAAAGGAGCAGUUAAGGGAGUGGUCUCUUCAGCAACAGAAAGACUGGAAAAAUGCAUUAGCUGACCAAAAACUGGCAGGCUGCUGAACUAGAUCGUAAAAAUGAAUUGGAAAAGGCUCAGAAAAUGAAAGAUGACAUGG
This is a messenger RNA of Sturnus vulgaris (Common starling), 605 nucleotides long. Lineage: Eukaryota; Metazoa; Chordata; Aves; Passeriformes; Sturnidae. The record is from RefSeq and is a predicted model, not a curated record.